AUGAAUUCGUUGCAGGAUGAGCAGAAGAUUGAUGCUCUGUUUUCGCAGGUUGGAAUUGAAAUGCAGAAGAAGUCGCUAUUGCCACUGAACGACGCCAAUGCAAACAAGAAGAAGAAGGUGCCAUUGUGCGGCAAGGAAGCAUUGGUGAAGCUUCUAAGAUGGCAUUUUGGGUACCCUGAUUUUAGGGGCAUGCAAUUGGAAGCUAUUCAGGCUGUGCUCUCAGGAAGAGAUUGUUUUUGUCUUAUGCCAACUGGAGGAGGCAAGUCAAUGUGUUAUCAGAUCCCUGCAUUGGCAAAACCUGGAAUUGUGCUUGUGGAAACAGUUGUGAUUUCUGACUUUUGUUCUGCUGACAGCCUUGAUGGUAGGCAUCUUUUCAACUCUAUCGAAUUUAUUGUUUUUUCAGACAUGUUGAGUUUUUGA
This is a messenger RNA of Gastrolobium bilobum, 420 nucleotides long. RefSeq names its product ATP-dependent DNA helicase Q-like 3. Gene Ontology annotation, cellular component: chromosome; cytoplasm. The record is from RefSeq and is a predicted model, not a curated record. The coding region runs from base 1 to 420 and encodes 139 amino acids. The transcript is spliced from 3 exons. Gene Ontology annotation, biological process: double-strand break repair via homologous recombination. NCBI's taxonomy places the organism in Eukaryota, Viridiplantae, Streptophyta, Magnoliopsida, Fabales, Fabaceae. Gene Ontology annotation, molecular function: nucleic acid binding; 3'-5' DNA helicase activity; ATP binding.